GAGCCGGGCCGGGCCGGGCCCAGCAGCGCGCGGGUGAUGCGGGCGUCCAGGCGGGGGUCGGCGGGUCCCUGAAACCCCGCGCCCGGGGAAGGCGAGGGAGCCCCGCGCAGCGGCGCGGCGUCGGGCCCGCCAUGGCCGGGGUCAGCUACGCGGCGCCCUGGUGGGUGAGCCUCCUGCACCGGCUGCCCCACUUCGACCUGCGGUGGGAGGCCACCAGCAGCCAGUUCCGGCCCGAAGACGCCGACUACCAGCAGGCACUAUUGCUGGUAGGGGCCGUGGCCCUGGCCUGCCUCGCCCUGGACCUCCUCUUCCUUCUCUUCUACUCCUUCUGGCUGUGCUGCCGGCGGCGCAAGAGCGACGAGCACCUGGACGCGGACUGCUGCUGCACCGCCUGGUGUGUCAUCAUUGCCACGCUAGUCUGCAGCGCUGGCAUCGCAGUGGGAUUUUACGGUAAUGGUGAGACCAGUGAUGGCGUCCACCGGGCCACCUACUCGCUCCGACACGCCAACCGCACUGUGUCAGGGGUCGAGGACCGCGUGUGGGACACUGUGGCAGCCCUGAACCGCACAGCAGAGCCCAGCCUGCAGAGCCUGGCGCGGCAAAUGGCCGGGAGGCCUGAACCCCUGAGAGCUGUGCAGCGGCUGCAGGGCUUGCUGGAGACGCUGCAGGGCUACACAGCGGCCAUUCCCUUUUGGAGGAACCCCGGCGUGUCGCUGGAGGCUCUGGCCGAGCAGGUGGAUCUCUACGACUGGUACAGGUGGCUGGGCUACCUGGGCCUGCUGCUGCUCGAUGUGAUCAUCUGCCUCCUGGUGCUGGUGGGCCUCAUCCGAAGCUCCAAGGGCAUUCUGGUCGGGGUCUGCUUGCUGGGGGUCCUGGCCCUGGUCAUCAGCUGGGGUGCACUGGGCUUGGAGCUGGCUGUGUCUGUGGGCUCCAGUGACUUCUGCGUGAGCCCUGACACCUACGUGACCAAGGUGGUGGACGAGUACACUGUGCUGAGUGGGGACAUCCUGCAGUACUACCUGGCCUGCUCACCCCGUGCCGCCAACCCCUUCCAGCAGAAGCUGUCGGGUAGCCACAAGGCGCUGGUGGAGAUGCAGGACAUUGUUGCCGAGCUGCUGAAGAGUGUCACUCGGGAAAACCCAGCCUCCAAGGACCACCUGCUCCGAGUCCAGGAGGUGCUGAACGGCACAGAAGUGAACCUCCAGCACCUCACAGCCCUGGUGGACUGCCGCAGCCUGCACCUGGACUACGUGCAGGCGCUCAUGGGCUUCUGCUACGACGGUGUGGAGGGCCUCAUCUACCUGGCUCUCUUCUCCUUCGUCACGGCUCUCAUGUUCAGCUCCAUCGUCUGCAGCAUUCCCCACACCUGGCAGCAGAAGAGGGGCCCUGAGGAAGACGGGGAGGAGGAGGCCGCCCCGGGGCAGCGGCAGGCACAGGACAGCCUGUACCGCGUCCACAUGCCCAGCCUCUACAGCUGUGGGAGCAGCUACGGCAGCGAGGCCAGCAUCCCGGCCGCUGCCCACACCGUCAGCAACGCCCCGGUCACCGAGUACAUGAGCCAGAAUGCCAAUUUCCAGAAUCCCCGCUGUGAGAACACCCCUCUCAUUGGGCGCGAGUCCCCACCGCCCUCAUACACGUCCAGCAUGAGAGCCAAAUACCUCGCCACGAGCCAGCCUCGCCCCGACUCCAGCAGCAGUGCACACUAGACGCCCGACGCCCGCCUCGCGCCACCUGCCCCGUGCCACCCACCCACCCCUCCUGAGCCAGCACCGCUGCCACCGA
Molecule: messenger RNA, 1782 nt
Organism: Dipodomys spectabilis (banner-tailed kangaroo rat)
Lineage: Eukaryota; Metazoa; Chordata; Mammalia; Rodentia; Heteromyidae
Gene: Ttyh3
Product: tweety family member 3
Exons: 14
Coding region: 132-1706 (524 amino acids)
Cellular component (GO): plasma membrane
Molecular function (GO): volume-sensitive chloride channel activity; intracellularly calcium-gated chloride channel activity
Source: RefSeq, a predicted model, not a curated record